CUCGGGUCACCGCUUGCUCUGGUUCCCAGGCUUUGGCUCCAGUGGACGGGAAUCACGGAGCCUGCGGAGCUGGACGCUGACCGCCAGGGCCAGCACCUAGACGGGCGCGGAACUGUGCCGGCCAGGGUUCGCGCGGCCGGAGGCAGGCUCGAGCGGGGACCCCGGAGCGUGAACCCCGGAGCCGGCGGCGCUGGGGCCAGAGGGACCGGGAGGGAGGUGGCGGAGGUGGCGGAGGCGAAGGGGCGGCGGGACCCGGGCCUGGCCUGUGUGUGUCCUUGGCGGCCGCCCAGGCCGCCGCUGUAUGCUGAGCCCCAGGGAGGCGGAUCUGGGCCGCGGGAAGGACACCCGCCUGGAUUUGCCCCUAGACCCGGCCCGGGCCCCUCAGGUGCACAACAGCCUUGGUGAGGUGGAGAGGAGGGGACCUCGAGAGCAGACGCGCGACAGCAGGCCCGCCCCGGACUCUCGGGAGCCGUGGGGCAGAGGCUGCCGAGCUCCAGGAGGGUCUACCAGCCACAGUCUCUGCACGUUUCCAAGAGCAGCAGAAAAUGAACACAUUGCAGUUCUCAGCGUUUUAGUUUUGUCCUUUUCACGUUGCUGAGUCAGCCAGUAAACAUUACUGGUGAUUUAAUUGCAGUCAAAUCCAGCGGGCAUUUCCUAGCCCUGCCUCACAGGACCUUUUGUCUGCCUUUGACAUCUGUUACUUCCAAACUGAUAUUUUCUCCAUGGAGUCUCUCUUUUCUUGGCUUUUGAAGAGAUUCAUCUCAUCUUAGGUUUCAUUUCACAAUGCGCGCCUGGAGUUGGAAGGAGUUCAACAGACGGACAGUUUUUGUUUAUCAGCCAGCGGCCUUAUGACCCAGCAAAGAAGUCUACCGCAGAUGGCCCCCAACUUAAGAUGUUUCAACUGAAGAUUUUUCUGGCUGGGCACAGUGGCUCAUGUCUGCCAUCCCAUCACUUUGGGAGGCCGAGGUCUCCAGACUUGUGAACGAGGUCUACCACAUGUAUAAUCGACAUCAGUAUCCAUUUGUUGUUCUUAACAUUUCUGUUGAUUCAGGUAACUUAGUAAAAAUGCAUGCAGCGGAUUUGGAGAAGCCCCUGGUAGAAAAGCAGGAUCAUUCCCCUUCAUUAAGGACUCGAGAAGAAAAAAGGGACGUGUCCAUUUCCAGACUGCGAGAGGCCUUUUCUCUUCGUCACACAACACAGAACAAGCCUCACAGCCCGAAGACUCCAGAAGCAAGAAGGAGCCCUCUAGGACAGAAAAGGGGUGUGCCAUCUUCUAGCACUUCAGAUGCGGUCUCUGACAGAGGCUUCCUGAGACCUCAGAAAGAGGCAGCGAGUUCCAGUCAGGGACCCAGGGACCCUACGGACGGAGCGGAGGUGAAGGAUUUGGGGCAUGGCAGCACUUCCGUGGAUUCUGAGGGGUUCAGCAUCCCAGACACGGGCAGCCACUGCAGCAGCGAGUGUGCGGCCAGCUCCCCAGAGGACAGGGGCUCGCAGGAACAUGCGGACUCACAUGAGAAAGCGCCUGAAACGGAUGACUCUUUUUCAGAUGUGGACUGCCAUCCAAACCAGGUAGACACAGGGUGUGAAUUUCGAGUUUCGCUUCAGCCAACUGAUCUCGCAUCCCCAAACACAAAGCGUUUCAAAAAAGAAGAAAUUCUUUCCAAUUCUGACAUUCGUCAGAAGUUAGUAAAUACUCAGAAUGUGUCAGCCUCUCAGGUUGAUGUAGCCAUUAAAAUUAAUAAGAAGGGACCAGGUGCGGUGGCUUAAGCCUGUAAAUCCCAGCACUUUGGGAGGUCAAGGCGGGUGGAUCACGAGGUCAGGAGAUCGAGACCAUCCUGGCUAACAUGGUGA
Molecule: messenger RNA, 1851 nt
Organism: Rhinopithecus roxellana (golden snub-nosed monkey)
Lineage: Eukaryota; Metazoa; Chordata; Mammalia; Primates; Cercopithecidae
Product: protein PMS2CL-like
Exons: 7
Coding region: 934-1767 (277 amino acids)
Source: RefSeq, a predicted model, not a curated record